AUACUUCAAAAGUCCAAGCAGUUCAGAACCAAGUAUUUUUGUAUCUCUUACAUAUUGAAUCAUACAGGCCAAAUUUUUUUUUAAUUUUUCCGUUUUGUUGAUCAAAAUAUAAUCGGUUACAAAUUCAACACUUUUUCUUCAGCAAAAUAACAUCAUGUCGGCUCCAGUUUGUGGUAAUAAUGCCUCAAAGCUGAGGUCCGAGGAAAAAGUUAAAAAGCCCGUACCCAUCGGUCCUUCUUGGGCUCUUACUUCCACCCUAGGCAGAGCCUAUCUUCCAGCUCCCACCGUUAAUCGUAGCUCCGAACCAACCACUCUCGAUACCAGUCCCAGUCGCAUCCCGACCAUCCGCAGACCCAGUUCCAUACCGACCAGAGCGUGCUCCGUGCCCUUGCUUCUAUCCUCCGAGAAUACAGUGGGCGAUCAUGAACGUAAGCCUGAAGUGGACAAGGACUCUGUCAAGUGGACUAAGUCAACGACAGAAUCUGUAAUCCAGCCGUCCUCGAGAAAGGAAAAAUCGCAUCAUCGGGUAAUCGAGUUGAACAAGGUGCGACUUUUGAAGUUGCAGCACAAGAAGCUGGAGAACUUGCAGACGGAGUUCAUGCAAAAAAUCCGCACCUUGGCAUUUCAAGGGGUUCAAAGAGACUACAAGUUUGUGGCCGUGGUGGUGAACGAGAACUGCAAAUUCGUGUUUCACGCCGACGAUCUGCACCGAUUGCCCAAGAAUCUUUAAACACUUAACUAAUCUGUGAAAUAUCGUAAAUUAAGAGCAAUCUUAAUUUUUAACCAA
Molecule: messenger RNA, 787 nt
Organism: Drosophila gunungcola (fruit fly)
Lineage: Eukaryota; Metazoa; Arthropoda; Insecta; Diptera; Drosophilidae
Exons: 4
Coding region: 155-730 (191 amino acids)
Source: RefSeq, a predicted model, not a curated record